AUGGAUGAUAGUUCUGACAUGAAGACAAAGAUGGAUACCAUGCAUCAAGGCGUGGUGAAAAUAGAGAAAGCUUGCUUUAGUGUCCAUGUGAGAGGAUCUGAGUAUAAACUGCUUGGAUAUAAUGAUCCAGAUUCGUCCUUGUUGGGGUUACAAGACAUUCAUAUUAACGCUAUGAGCAAAGAUAAGGCGGCCAACAAGGCAUCUUCAUGGACAUUGUCUCUAAAUGGAUGUUCCAGAGCUCAAACUUUCCCCAAUGCAACUUUUGGAUGGGUUAAUGUCAAAGAUGUCGCUAUUGCACAUAUCCUAGCUUUUGAGGUUCCGUCAGCCAGUGGUAGAUAUUGUUUAGUUGAGAGAGUCGCGCACUAUUCAGAAGUUGUGAAGGGCUUAAGUGAUCUUUACCCUACUUUCCAGCUUCCUGAAAGGUGUAUGGAUGACAAGCCAUAUGUGCCAACAUAUCAGGUGUCGAAAGAAAAAGCGAAUAGCUUGGGACUUGAGUUCACUCCCUUAGAAGUUAGCAUCAAGGAGACAGUAGAAUCUCUCAAGGAGAAGGCCUUUGUUGAUUUCUGUGUCUGCUACCCAUAA
Molecule: messenger RNA, 582 nt
Organism: Mangifera indica (mango)
Lineage: Eukaryota; Viridiplantae; Streptophyta; Magnoliopsida; Sapindales; Anacardiaceae
Product: phenylacetaldehyde reductase-like
Exons: 4
Coding region: 1-582 (193 amino acids)
Molecular function (GO): oxidoreductase activity, acting on the CH-OH group of donors, NAD or NADP as acceptor; sequence-specific DNA binding
Source: RefSeq, a predicted model, not a curated record